This is a messenger RNA of Perkinsus marinus ATCC 50983, 797 nucleotides long. RefSeq lists its product as hypothetical. The annotation marks the transcript as partial. The record is from RefSeq and is a predicted model, not a curated record. NCBI's taxonomy places the organism in Eukaryota, Perkinsozoa, Perkinsida, Perkinsidae. The transcript has a single exon.
AUGGGACUAGGGGCUGUAGUGUAUCGGUUUAUCGCAGGAUGGGUACAGGUCUUCAAGGUCGUGGCGCCGGAUGGGGAGAACAUGUCGCCGGGGUCGGGCGUAGAUGAUGAUGAUAAAAUUAGUGAAGAAAUGGAAGAUGACGAUGAUGAAGACGACGAUAUGGAGGGUUCAGAAUUACUAUCAACAGAUUUGGUAGAGCAACCCUACGAGAUGGGGAGGUUCUUGGAUAUACGACAAGACAUUAUGUAUCUACCAGAGUGGCAAGAUGUGUUACUGCAGGCUAGUAUGAAUAAGCGUUUGCAGCAGUUUAACGAUCUUACUAGGAUAGCAUUCAAGCACGGCGAGAGCGAUGUUAGAACGGUUCAUGGAGGGGUAUUGUUCUUGGGUAGAAAUGUGGAUGACCCGCAGUUCAUAUUCCGGAAUCCUAAGCAAGAGCUCAGCCAGAGACCUAACGUUCCUAAGUUCACUCAAGCGGUUAGAAAUGCUGUUGCUAGUAACGCGAUGAAGGAGGUGCGGUAUCUGAAAGCGUAUUGUCCCAAGGCGUGUGUGGCGAGUUGGAACACAUUCGAAGGCGUUAUACAGGAUUUCGUAUGCAAGCACCCGACUGCCUCUCAGGUCACCGUUCGGGAUAUAGACCCUGAAGUGGCUCGAGAUGCAUCGCUGAUUAUAAUGGCAUUGAGAGAUACGGACGCUCAUGAGGAUAAUAUGAUGAGGGAUAAACUAGGGAGGAUUGCACUAUUCGAUCUGGGCUGUGCCUUGGCUGACCGCCCUUUGCCGCGGGACGAUAUGACUCAGGA